AUAUUUUGACACUACAAAACAUCAACUUUGACUAUUUUUUAAGGAGAUAGAGGUUAAAGGGAAGCUGUAAUGCCCCUUAAAAAGGGUAAAAGCACCUCAUAGAUGUCAGUUAAAGCUUUGGAUGAGUCUAUGACUCCACAUCUGUAGACUUAAAGAUUAAAAGUUACUUCCUCCAAUUGUUUCCACUUCAGCUUCCAAAUAAUUCCCUGAGCAGAUGUCUUUUUUUAAAUCCUGCAGCAUGGCCCUUGUGGAGAGCAUUCCCGAACAUAUGAAAUACAAAGACAACGUAACAUUUGGGAUCCCUCUUGAACAAGUCUGGAACAAUCUCAUCUCAGUGGCAACAAACGAAGUGGAUGUGGUCUCUUUCUACUGGACGUUAACUGGGGAAGACAUCAGUGUCAACUCUUCCUCUGAUAUGCCCGGAAGGAACAUCCUGAAAGAGCUUGAAGAGCUUCCUUCGAGAAAUGUGACUGUCCGAUUGAUAACGAGUGUUCCCACCGUCAGAACAAACUCUACCGAUUUAGAGAUCUUAAAACAAAAAGGAGUUCAUGUAAGAAAGGUGGACUUUGGCCGCCUUGCAAACGGCGUUCUCCACAGCAAGUUCUGGAUUGUCGAUAGGAAACACGUGUUUAUUGGAAGCGCCAACAUGGACUGGAGGGCUUUAACACAGGUGAAGGAACUAGGAGUUGUGAUCUACAACUGCUCCCGUCUUGCAAAGGACCUUCGUAAAAUCUUCCAGUCCUACUGGGUGAUGGGUCAACCCAACAGCUCUUUGCCACAGCCUUGGCCUGCAAACUAUAACACAGACAUCAACAAACAACACCCCCUGCUGGUGAAAGAGAAUAACAUCUCCACCCGGCUGUAUGUGGCAGCUUCUCCUCCGUCCUUUUGUCCUCCAUCGAGGACUCAGGACCUGGAUGCUAUUCUCUCCAUCAUCUACGGGGCUCAACACUAUGUUGAUGUAGCUGUCAUGGAGUACUUCCCCACCACGCGCUUUGACAAGCCUCGGAGAUACUGGCCGGUCAUCGAGGAUGCCAUCAAGGCGGCCGCGUUCGAAAGGAAAGUGCAUAUCAGGAUGCUGAUCAGCUGCGGGCGGGAUUCUGAUCCAGACAUGUUGCCUUUUCUUCAGUCUCUAGCCUCACUCGACUCUCCUCAGCAGCAUAUCAGCAUCCAGAUAAAACUCUACAUCGUCCCAGUGGCAAACCAGUCCGAUAUUCCAUUUUCCAGAGUCAACCACAACAAAUACAUGGUGACUGAUAAAGUAGCUUAUAUCGGUACCUCUAACUGGUCAGGAGACUACUUUCUUACCACCGCUGGAGUGGGCCUGGUGGUAUCCCAGCAUGCAUCUCAACCUGAAAUGAAGAAUACGACCCUGUACAGUCAGCUCAAGGCAGUAUUUAACAGAGACUGGUAUUCAGAGUUUGCUGUGCUCCUCGAUGACCUGGGACACCACCCAGACUGUUCACUAUCGAGAUGACUGAAGCUCUUUUAUGAAUCUUAAGUGCAUUUCAUGACAUUCAAAUCCCAGUUGGGACACAGUAUUUUGCUGUUUUUAUGGUCUUUUUGUAAGGAAUGAUAUUUUUUUAUACAACUGUCACAUAUGUUGAUUAACCUACUAAAUGUGUCAUGCUACAGUUCUGACUGAACAUGUUUUAGUACAUGUGCUGUCAGAUUUACAGUUUUCUUUCAGGCGCAGUGUGAUCAUUCACUGCUGAGCUGAUUGUUUUAAAGCAUGAUUAAUGAUAUCAACCACUGAGUGCAUUUUAAUGUCAUGGUUAAAUAUGUAAACAUGCAUGAGACUUUUGUGUACCUGUGGCUGCAGUAUCUAAGUAACACUGAGCAGCACAGCACUGCAAAGCCAUGUUUACACCUGCUGGUCUGAUCAGAUAAGCGCAGGUUUGAUAGGGAAAGUCAUCAAAGAAAGGCUGAGAAAUCCAUUCCUUUUGCCAGCACAGGAAUAUUGGUUGAAUGCGCCAGCACAAUCCUGGAGUUACAGGCAAGGGCAGUGAAAGCUGCAGCUGUGCAAUAAGAACCUCAUCUUUGUUUCCGAUGUGUUGCAUGGAUGUCCUCUGUUUGUUUGUGUCUGCAAUUGUUCAGUUUGUUGGUAGAUUUUUGUACUUUUGUUUGUGUUGGUCCUUGUAUAUUUUUCCACCCAAGUGUUGCAGAUGCUGUCAGAUGGGGUGAGAUCUUGGACUGCUGAUCUGUUUUGCACUUUUUUGCAUAAAGAACAGUGUAAUAAAGAUAUGGUGGGAAGAAAAAGAA
This is a messenger RNA of Neolamprologus brichardi, 2262 nucleotides long. The record is from RefSeq and is a predicted model, not a curated record. NCBI's taxonomy places the organism in Eukaryota, Metazoa, Chordata, Actinopteri, Cichliformes, Cichlidae.